This is a messenger RNA of Aphis gossypii (cotton aphid), 1235 nucleotides long. RefSeq names its product L-xylulose reductase-like. The transcript has 6 exons. The record is from RefSeq and is a predicted model, not a curated record. Bases 214 to 936 code for a protein of 240 amino acids. Lineage: Eukaryota; Metazoa; Arthropoda; Insecta; Hemiptera; Aphididae. Gene Ontology annotation, molecular function: carbonyl reductase (NADPH) activity; L-xylulose reductase (NADPH) activity. Gene Ontology annotation, biological process: glucose metabolic process; xylulose metabolic process.
CGUGAACGUUAAUACUACUACGUACUAAUAAAUCGGUUUCACCGGCUGGCAAUUAAAUCGGAAAAAAAGAUAACGGGCCGGGCUCGGCUAUGAAAACAAUAUAAAUACCGUCAAUCGGCUAGCGACUUGGACCAUAUACCUUCAGUACCACCUACCCGCGCAAUCGUACUGCUGUUCAUUCAUACUCUCAAACUUUCACGACUAUACGACAACAUGGAAGAAUUCUUUGUCGGAAAAAAGUUCAUCGUUACCGGUGCCAAUGCAGGAAUUGGUGAGACGAUCACUAAACGUCUAGUGCAAUUGGGUGCUCACGUUUUCGCUGUAGGACGUGACCCAAAGAAAUUACCACCGGCCGGACCUAACUUAACUCCAGUUUGUGCAGAUGUAGGUGAUUGGAACUCAUAUGAUAUUAUUAAGAAAUUGGGACCAGUCCAUGGAUUGGUGAACAAUGCUGGAGUUGCAUUCAUUGAAUCUUUCUUUGACAUGACACAAGAAGGAUGGGACAAAACAUUAAACAUCAAUGCAAGAGGAAUCGUUCGCAUAAGUCAGGCAGUAGCACAGAACAUGAAGGACGCUGGAAUUAAAGGGUCCAUUGUUAACGUGUCCUCGACAAUUUCUGAAAGAGCUAUUCCAGACCAUACGUCAUACUGUGCAUCAAAAGGUGCAGUCAAUCAAGUGACAAGAGUUAUGAGUAUCGAGUUGGGAAAAUUGGGUAUCCGUACCAACAACGUCAACCCGACUGUGGUUAUGACAAAAAUGGGUGCUAAAGCAUGGUCAGAUCCAGAGAAAUCUAACCCAAUUUUAAGUAGAAUACCACUUGGACGAUUUGCUGAGUGUGAUGACGUCGCAAAUGUCACUCUAUUUUUGCUCAGUGACUAUUCUACCUAUGUAAAUGGUGUUUCAAUUCCAGUAGAUGGUGGAUUUUUGGCCAGUUAAACAUGGAUUACUCAGGAAACAACACUGCUCAUAUCACGAAUGGUCUGAAUAUUAUUACAAGAGAAUAUAGUUGAAUUAUUUUAACUUUAAAACGAUAACGAUUUAAAAAUGUAACUUAAUUAAUUUUUUUACUUGAUUGUUUAAUUUAUACUUCACAAGUUGUUAAUUAUUUUUUGUAAUACGUGUCCAAAAAAAAAAAAAAUUAGCUUUAAACUGUCUUUGCACGUCAAAUUUAAAUAGAUAUACAUGAUUAUACAUUUGUUUCAUUUUUAAGAAUAAAAUGAAAUUUUAGUUUAUUA